This is a messenger RNA of Manihot esculenta (cassava), 1356 nucleotides long. Its product is annotated as myb-related protein 315. The transcript is spliced from 3 exons. Bases 222 to 1022 code for a protein of 266 amino acids. The record is from RefSeq and is a predicted model, not a curated record. NCBI's taxonomy places the organism in Eukaryota, Viridiplantae, Streptophyta, Magnoliopsida, Malpighiales, Euphorbiaceae.
UCCAACAAGACUGCUACUGCUUCCCAUUUCAUUAUUAUUAUUAUUGCAUACCCUCUCUCUCUUUAAUCAUCAUCUUCCUCUUUUUUAUGCCAUCAAUGAACUGGCAGCAGCAUCUUUGCUUGGAUUAUAAGUUCUUAUAAAGCACCAUCGCCUCUUGCUUAUGGCACCCCAUUUUCUCAAGAAUCAUCAUUUGUGCUUCAUCGGUCACGAGUCUUGCCAAAAUGGGAAGACAACCUUGCUGUGACAAGAUUGGACUAAAAAGAGGUCCAUGGACUAUUGAGGAAGAUCAUAAGCUCAUGAAUUUUAUUCUCAAUAAUGGUAUCCAUUGCUGGCGAAUGGUUCCCAAGCUUGCAGGGCUACUACGAUGUGGAAAGAGCUGUAGACUGCGUUGGAUUAAUUAUCUGAGGCCUGAUCUUAAGAGGGGAGGCUUCACAGAAAUGGAAGAGAAUCAAAUUAUUCAGCUUCAUUCUCGUCUUGGGAAUAGGUGGGCUAAGAUUGCUUCCCAUUUUCCUGGACGCACAGACAACGAAAUCAAGAAUCAUUGGAAUACUCGAAUCAAGAAGAAGCUAAAGCAUAUUGAGCAAACACAAAUGAGCAUUAAUGGUGGGAAUAAUGAGACGAUUCCAGAAAGAAUAAAGGAGGAAAACAUGGAGAUUAAAUCACAGGAUGAUCAAGCCAACUUGAUAAGCACAGAUGAUAAAAGCAAAGGUGGCAAAGAUGAUGAGUUAGUUUCAAUGGAAGAAACGUCUGAGCUCUUGAGCAAUUAUGAAAUGUUGAAUGGAAGCAUGGAUAUGGGGUCGUGGAUUAAGCAGCUAGAAACCAAUGAUACUACUUCUUACAGCUCUUCAUUGUCUGUGGAUGAAAACAAGAAUCUUUCCAUUGGUGAAUCUCUUUCACUUGAAGAUAUGGAUUCUAUUCUCUCAUGGGAUAGCUUCAAUUAUCAUCUACUUGAUGAUAUUUUCUUCCUGGAAAAUACCCAAUACUGUAACAUACCUGCAGAUUCUGUCCCCAAGUAUUGUUGAUUUCUUGAUCAAGAAAACACAUUAUUGAAGAAGACAAAAAAAAAUUGAUGAUUUUCAUGACAGAGUGCUAUAGCUCUAUUUUCACUUGUAAUUUCUUGUUAUUUCACUACCACAGUCUCACAGAGGGCAAUAGCUUUUGUCAAAUACGUAUGACAGUAGGCUAGAAAACUCUUGAACCUUGACCAGUAUAUGUAGAACUAAUUUUUGUCUCCUCCAUUUGUGUGUUUUUUUUUUUUUUAAAUAAUUUAUAUUUAAAAAAUAUUUUUAAAAACAUUAGAGAUAUUGUAAUGCAUUUUCAAAAUAGAUAAACAACUAUUAUAAAAAUUAAAUAAUA